CCGAAUUUCCCCUGCUUAUUGUUUUUGUUUAAUUUUUGUUUGUUUUUAAAUGUAUUAUUUUAUUUUAACUUAGUUUUUAUGUUAUUUAAUUGUGUUCACAUUAAAAGAGUAGUUUAAUUCACACAAUUUGAAUGUACUCCCCCGAAAAGAAUCUCAAAACUCCUCAAAACUAUGCAUUCCCCUAUGAACCUUAUCCAAUCCAACAGGACCUCAUGGAAUCCCUGUACGAGAUUCUGGAGAAUAAACAAAUUGGCAUAUUCGAGAGCCCCACCGGCACUGGCAAGUCACUAACCCUGACUUGUGGAGCUCUUCGUUGGUUGUUGGAUCAUGAGGCCCUGAUCAAGGACGAAUUGCAGCAGCGUAUUGAUGAAUUGUCCUGCGAGAUCAAGAAACUCGAACUGGACGGCAGCAAAGCAACAGAUUGGAUAGAAUCUCAGUUCGCAACCGGGAAAAAGAAAGAACAAAUGUUAAAUAUGCGAAAAAUGUUCGACACCAUUCGAGACUUCGAAAAGAAAAUAGAAGACUUAAAAGCGAAGAAACUAGAAGAGAAGAAGAAAAGUGUUAAGCAUCCAAGUCCAUUUGAGGAUGUCAUGUUUGAAGUUGAAAAGCCUCCAGACGAUGACCUAGAACUCGACGAAUUCGAUGCUAAGGAGCAGAAAGACGACGAGGAAGACACCGAAAGCCUUCAUCGUGACACUAAGAUCUUCUUCUGUAGUCGAACUCACUCGCAAUUGUCUCAGGUUGUGUCCGAGAUUAGAAAAACUGAUUAUGGAAAACAAGUUCGUUGCGUUUCGCUGGCCUCUCGGCAAAACCUCUGCAUUAAUCCGGAGGUAAAAAAACUCGCCUCUGGCGCUUUGAUCAAUGAACGUUGUCUGGACAUGCAAAAGUCCCAGUCGAAGAAAACAUCGGCCGAUGCUGAUGGCCACUGCACCAAGAAAUCCCGUCUUAAGCUUUCGUCUCACUCUAAGUGUCCUUUCAAGUCCCAAACCAACAUCGAACAGCUCAGAGAUUCCUCUCUGGUAGACAUAUUGGACAUCGAAGACCUCGUCGAGGCAGGAAAAUCACUCAAAUCGUGUCCCUACUACGCCUCUAGGUCAUCAGCUAGAGACGCCCAGAUUAUAAUGCUCCCUUAUCAGCUGCUGCUGCACAAACGCACGCGUCUUCAAACUGGAAUCUCACUCAAAAACAGCAUCAUCAUCAUCGAUGAAGCCCACAAUUUGUUGGACACAAUCUCGAGCAUCUACAGUUCCGAGGUGAGUUUGUUCCAGCUCUCCGCGGCUCUGGCACAGAUGACCGCAUACAAAAUGAAGUAUUGUUCCCGAUUCAGCACCCAGAAUCUUCUCAAAAUCAAUCAAAUGAUAUUCAUCACCAAACGCCUGACUAAAAUGUUCUCUGAAAGUGCGCCCGCUUCCAGAAUGCUCAGGACACACCAACUCAUGGCCGAAGGCGAAUUCUUCAACAUCAAUCUGUUCCAUAUUUUGGACUUUUGCGAACAAACACGAUUCGCCCAAAAGUUGCAGGGAUUUGCCAAACGAAUGAACUCCGAACCAGCGCCUAGUGAAAAUCAAGAGCCACCACGAACUGCAACUGUUGAACUUUUGAAGAAGCUUAAAGAGGAAAAACUAUCAAAAUCGAAAACGAAAACGACCAAGAAAGAAUCUGUUGUGGUUGAGGAGGUUAAGGUCGAAGUUAAGAAUGAAUCUGCGACUGCGCCACCGUUAGUGAUACGUCCCUUGUUGGCUUUCUGGGAAUCGCUGACUGAGUGCUCGGACGAUGGCGGGGUUCUCAUUACACAGCUUUCGGAUCCAAAACAAGCAACUAUGAAAUUUAUUCUCCUUAAUCCUGGUGGACACUUCGAGGAGAUCAUAAGAGAAGCAAGAUCGAUUAUUAUAGCUGGUGGAACAAUGCGGCCAACGGAUGAAUUAACUGAUCAGCUCUUCAAAUCCUGUCCCGAGCGGGUUCAACUCAAGUUCUAUGACCAUGUAGUAUCCGAGGAAGCAGUUGCUCCCUUUGUUGUACAAAAGGGACCAACAGGAAAAAGAUUUCUAUUUAAUUUUGCUGAAAGGAAAAAACCUGAAUUGCUUUCAGAGUUGGGAAUGACUUUGAGAAACGUUUGCAAUGUAAUUCCAGCGGGUAUAGUUUGUUUCUUUCCCUCCUACGAUUAUAUGGAUUUGGUCUAUGAUCACUUGAAGAAGGAACAUUUCAUAGAAGCAAUCUCUCAAAAGAAAUACAUUUUUCGCGAACUUCGCGCAGCUUCGGUUGAAAAGCUCUUAACCGACUAUGCUUUGGCAAUCAAAAAUCCAGAUCGCAAUGGGGCUCUUCUGUUUAGUGUCGUUGGGGGAAAGCUGAGUGAAGGAUUAAAUUUCGCUGAUGAUUUGGGGCGAUGUGUAAUUGUGGUUGGAAUGCCAUAUCCGAAUAAAAAUUCACCAGAACUUCAAGAGAAAAUAAAGUAUCUGGAUGUGACGCUGAAAAACGGAGCUGGUGCUCAGUAUUACGAGAAUCUCUGUAUGAAAAGUGUCAAUCAGUGCAUAGGUCGUUCGGUUCGUCACAUCAACGAUUAUGCUUCAGUUUUGCUGAUUGAUGAACGAUAUGCUAACGAAAAGGUCCGAAAAAAGUUGCCACAGUGGAUAUCGAGGAAUUUAAACAUUCCAACAUCUUUUGGAAUGGUGCAAGGAGCAACUGCUAAGUUUUUUCGUCAAAAGCGAAACACUACGUAAGAGGAAUUGAUGGUGAUUUAGAAACAGUAUUAUUUGUGUAUUAUUUUCGAAAUAUAUAUUUUUUUGUUUGGUUAAGAAUAAACCUAGAAUUAGGAAUCAAAAUGUUAAUAAAAAAACGAAAUUAUUUCUUGGGCGAAUCCUUCGAGUAAAAUGCAAGAAAAAUAAAAACUUAUAUUAUGUCCGUCAUUUAACUUUAAGAACAGAACAAAUUACUUAAA
Molecule: messenger RNA, 2935 nt
Organism: Eupeodes corollae
Lineage: Eukaryota; Metazoa; Arthropoda; Insecta; Diptera; Syrphidae
Product: ATP-dependent DNA helicase DDX11
Exons: 4
Coding region: 132-2717 (861 amino acids)
Biological process (GO): establishment of sister chromatid cohesion; nucleobase-containing compound metabolic process
Cellular component (GO): nucleus
Molecular function (GO): ATP binding; DNA helicase activity; DNA binding
Source: RefSeq, a predicted model, not a curated record